UGCGCACUUGUGUGCAACUGCUUUUCAGCAUCAGAUGGAAUGCAGAAGCAGGUUUAGACCUGAACUUCCGUGUCAGGCAGGAAGUAAGUGAAGUGAAGUGCCAGUGACUAACAUACAAAAGCGCUACAGCUCAGCACCCUGCUGCAUGUGGGUUGGGUGGUGUCCACCGUUAAACAGGAAAGAGAGGCAUUUUACAGAAAACUUAUUUAUGACCUCUUCACCUAGUCAUUAAAGCUGCCAGAAAAACAAGAUGGAUGACAUUGAUGCCAUGUUCAGCGACAUGCUGCAGGAGAUGGAUCUCCUAACGCAGAGUUUGGGAGAAGAAGCAGAGUCUGCACCUUUGCCUAAACCUCCCACCAUUCCUGGCCCUCAGGAAAUGAAUUUUUCCGUUGGUUUUACAGAUUUCAAUGCAUCCCUACAUGAUCUGGAAGACAAUGACUUGGAUGCCUUGAUGGCUGACCUGGUGGCAGAUAUCAGUGCCACUGAGGAAAAGUUUGCCACAGAAAAAGAUACAUUGAAGGGGUCAGCUCCAGUUGCCCCAAUACCCUCACAGCCUCCGAGUAAUUUAAGCUUCCCAGGAUCGUCUAGCACCUUAAGACAAGCAACUUCCUCCAACUCCAUUGCAGCCACACCUCCACCACCCACCUCCAAACCCUCAAAAGAAGAACUAGAGGAACAGAUCAAAGCAGAUAAAAUCAAGCUUGCUUUGGAGAAGCUAAAGGAGGCCAAAGUGAAAAAGCUGGUUGUAAAAGUGGAGAUUAUGGAUGGCAGCUCAAAGACUCUGAUGGUGGAUGAGAGACAAACAGUCAGAGAUGUGAUAGACAACCUGUUUGAGAAGACCCACUGUGACUGCAAUGUGGAUUGGUCUGUGUGCGAGACCAACCCUGACUUACAGACUGAACGAGGGUUUGAGGACCAUGAGAACCUAGUGGAGCCUCUUUCUACAUGGACAAGGGACACUGAAAACAAAGUCAUUAUAAAAAAGAAAAAAGACAAGUAUGAAGUGUUCAGGAACCCUCAGAAUUUUUACAUGUGGAAAAAGGAUAAGAAAUCUCUAAAGGACAUGAAAGAAAAAGACAAAGAACAACUUCUGGAGGAGAACUUCUGUGGAGCCUCCGUCAUUGUGCCUGACCUGGAGGGCAUUCUGUAUCUGAAGGAGGAUGGUAAAAAAUCCUGGAAACAGCGCUACUUCCUGCUGCGGGCCUCCGGAUUGUAUUACUCACCCAAAGGCAAGACAAAGGCUUCACGGGAUCUUGUGUGCUUGGUGCAGUUUGACAAUGUGAACGUCUACUACUGCAAAGAAUACAGAAUCAAAUACAAAGCACCAACAGACCACUGCUUCAUCCUUAAGCAUUCUCAGAUUCAAAAAGAAUCACAAUACAUCAGGUAUCUGUGCUGUGAUGAUGAGUGGACCAUGACUCUGUGGGUGACUGGGAUACGUAUUGCAAAGUAUGGUAAGCAGUUAUAUGACAACUACAAGGCUGCUGUGAGAAAGGCUGCAGGCUCUGCAACUUGGGCUAGCCGCAGUAUCCAGGCCUCCUCCAGCGCAUCGACACCCUCCCCUACACCUAAAGUCAGAGCUGCAAAUGGACAUGCUCCUCAGCCUGCAGUGGAGACCAAGGGUUCUAGCAACCAAACAUCUUUUCCACCACCUCCGGCUUCAAUGGAAACCCUGCCUCCUCCACCACCUGACCCCAUGUUGCCUCCUCCUCCCCCUGCUCCUCCCAGCACAAACAAAGUCAACCAGUUUCCUCCACCUCCUCAGUUCCCACAAUCCUCCUUCCCACCUCCACCCAUGGAUGACCUGCCUCCUCCUCCACCACCUCCUCCAGAAGACUCAGAGCUGCCCCCUGACUUCCUGCCUCCACCACCACCUAUUUUUUCAUCUUGCGGGGGAGAAGCACUCCCUCCACCACCUCCAGACCCCAUUGCCUCUCUUCCACCUCCGCCUGCUCUCCAAAACUUUGCAUCUGCAGGUGGAGCACCGCCGCCACCCCCACCCCCACCUCCCCCACCAGCUCCUGCACCGGCUGCCAGCAAACCUGCCGGCUCCGUCAGAAAAGUGGCUCCACCUCCCCCAAAGAGGACUACACCUCAACUAGCGGCGCCAUCAGGUGGCGACUUAAUGUCAGAACUGAUGACAGCAAUGCAGAAAAAGCGUACUCAAUAACUUGAAGACAGAUAGAGCUAAUUGACAUGUUUUUAUAGUUGGACUGAGGAACUGACCGCCAAAACAGUUUUUGGUGUGACAUUAGGACACACAUGAUUCUUUUAUUCUUUUGUUGUUUAAAAUGUUUUGUAUUACACCACGAAACAAAAAAAGAUUUGUAAAUAUGUUCUUUUGCAAUCAAUUAGAUACUGUAUUUACAAUACAUAUGCCAUAUCAUCAUUGCUAAUGAAAUGUCAAUAAAUAAGGAUUUGCAAAGUUAA
Cyprinus carpio (common carp) is the source of this 2430-nucleotide messenger RNA. Its product is annotated as amyloid beta A4 precursor protein-binding family B member 1-interacting protein. Gene Ontology annotation, cellular component: cytosol; plasma membrane. Gene Ontology annotation, biological process: signal transduction. Lineage: Eukaryota; Metazoa; Chordata; Actinopteri; Cypriniformes; Cyprinidae. The record is from RefSeq and is a predicted model, not a curated record.